AUGCGGCUGCUGAACACUACCACGUACAAGUUGGAGGUCUUCGACGGCAGUACUCCGAUGUAUGGCAUACUGUCCCAUCGCUGGACUCAUGAAGAAAUGACAUACCAGGACUACCACAUGCAACGGAGCUGCGAGAGAUCGGGAUACCACAAGAUUAUUCAGGCUUGCGAUUUUGCCAAGGAUAAUUUCCAAGACUGGCUGUGGAUCGAUACAGUAUGUAUCGACAAGAAGAGCAGCGCAGAGCUCUCCGAAGCAAUCAACUCCAUGUUCGAGUGGUAUCAGGAAGCUCAGGAAUGCUACGUUUAUCUUGCUGAUGUUCGACCGCCUAGCGAGCACGACUUCGAUGUUGUGGAGAGCGACUUCUUUGCAAGCGAUUGGUUCACUCGCGGCUGGACGCUUCAGGAGUUAAUCGCGCCUUCCCGUGUGAUAUUCUGUGCAAGCAAUUGGGAGAUUGUAGGAGUGAAAAGCAGCCAUGAUGGGUCUCUCUAUCGCGAGUUCUCCUUCCACGUUUCGCUGAACUCCAGAAUCACGAGAAUCACAGGAAUACCCGAGGACAUUCUCCGCAAUCCAUAUCUCAUCCGCCGUCGCACCGCCAGGAUUGAAGAUCAAGCUUACUGCCUUCUGGGUCUCUUCAACGUCAACAUGCCACUUCUAUACGGCGAGCGAGCCAAAUCUUUCGUACGUCUUCAGCGGGAAAUCCUUCUUUCCACCUUGGAUGAAUCUCUCCUGGCUUGGGAUACGCAACAAGGUCCCCCUGCUCACCUAUCCUGCAUGCUAGCAGAGUCACCCGCUGCCUUCAUGCAGGCGAACAGAAUUGAAGGUCACACCUCCAAGCCAACCCUCGCUUCAAGGUUGCCAGAGGUGGUCUACUAG
Ramularia collo-cygni is the source of this 873-nucleotide messenger RNA. RefSeq lists its product as uncharacterized. NCBI's taxonomy places the organism in Eukaryota, Fungi, Ascomycota, Dothideomycetes, Mycosphaerellales, Mycosphaerellaceae. The coding region runs from base 1 to 873 and encodes 290 amino acids. The transcript has a single exon. The record is from RefSeq and is a predicted model, not a curated record.